GAUGGCGUGAUGCGGUCCGUUGAAUGUGUCGUAGAAUGUUUUAGCGUCAUAUUUUUUGCCCUGAGUUAGAUGUUUUCGCCGCUAGCUCGAGGGAAAGCUAGUUGGGAUGGCGAUCUACAAUGUGAAACGUACUCGGAUCAAACGGUAAGACAUGAACUGCUCUUUUUCUUUUGUUCACUCAGGUUUUGUGUUUAUUGUGAUUCGUAUUUCACUGCAAAUGCAUGAAUUCACGAAAGACAAAAGAUCGCGAUGUCGACGAAACGAGAGUCUUGAAAUAUUUGAAUUUUUAAUUUGGAAAAAAAUAUCGAUAGACCGAUUAAAAGAAGGAAUAAUGCUAAAGUAAAGGGCUAUUUUUGAAGCAGCUUAUCGCUGCGGUUUGUCAUCGUGAAGAAAUGCCAAGCUUGUUGCCUGAUUUGUCAAACCUUGCAAGAUGGAUGUUUAGAAUUUCUGCUAAGUUCUUGCUUCGUCUUAGUCGCAGCUUUCUCUUUAUUGACGUACGCAUUCUGUUCCCUUGUAGCUGAAUUUCACUUUUUGAGGGUUCAAGGAAAGCAAAAUAUUAUUGUUAUAUUAGAGGUACCGCAAAUAUAAUCUUACAGUCAGACCCCCUGACUGAAAAGAAGGGGGUGCAAAUUUAGACUUAUUAAUUAUCAAGAACCUUACUUUUAAACGGGUGUUGUGGAAAUCCUUAUGGCGAAAGUAAGCCUUACAGCUGGUUAAGGAAAUAUGUCGGCUACUAUUUCCAAGUUCUAAUUAGAGAAGUUUGGAUUACAAGAGAUAGAGGAUAACAAAUGCAAACUUCAAGUUGGCUCAGUUAAUUUUCCUUCUGUCCUAAAAUUAAUGAAAUGUCACGAUUGUUAAUCCCUCAAAAAAGGCCUGAGCAAACAGCUUGAUCAAGGACUAUACUGUCCGUGGACUAAUGACUUGGCACUCAUAUUCCACUUGAGUAAAAAUAAUUUGUGCAAAAUCAUUCUGUCUUUUAAAGGAUGUUUUACAAGCCAUUAACAAUAUAAUCUGUUUCAAAACUAAGCUUAUAACUUGAGAUCAGGCAUUUAAAGAGUAAUGCCUGAUUGACUGGCAAAUUUUGUCAGUGCAUUUAUAGUUUUUUUUGACCAGUGACACUGAGCAAUUUUCAAUUGAGUGUCAAAAGUAAUCCAGUAUUGCUUUCACUCAGUACAUUGCUCUGUGAUUGAUCCAAAAACACUUAUCCAAAUUUUUUAACCAAUCAGACUCAAAAUGAUAGGUGGUCUGAAAUAAGAAAUUAUCACUGGUAAUUUAAUUUGGACAUAAUAACAAAUAUUCUGAGGCUAGGUAUUCAAACAGGUGAAUUGUCAGUAGCUAGAGUGAGUUAUUAAUUAAAUAAAGAUAUUAUUUACUUUUCUUGAGCUAAGGAUAAAGAAAAAAAUCAGUGCCUUGAGACAAGGAAAAAGUUUGGAGCCUAUUGUUGUCUCUUGCCUUCAGAAAUGAACAAAAAACUUUCUCAAGGUCUAUUCAAUGACCCAGCUCAAGAUUUUAUUGCAAUUCAUGCUCAUCAAUUUUUUUCUCAUUACCAGUCCCCUAUAGAGCCACUUCUACCUCAUUUGACAAAUCAUUCAUCAUCUCGAAACAAAUCAGCAAGAUCAAAUGGCAGCCUCUUGUUGGAAGAUGGACAACUUGCUCUCCCAAAGACAUUUGUCACUCGUAAAGGUGCAAUUCUUCUUUUCACCCCAAGUGAUGAGGUUUGUAACCAUAGUAAUGAAGAGAGCCACUUCAAGAAAGAAAAUGUUUUCGAGGCAGGCCUUAAACUCAGAACAGUAGGAAAUCUAACCAACUCUGUACUUGAGUUUGGGAAAGAGGUAAGAUUAUAAGAUUCGGGGAGUUUAGAUUUACUUAUAUCUUAGUGGUCAGAGAGAUGGUAGGCAGAUGUUAGAAUGAAUCUAGCCUUCUCAGCAGGCUGUCCUUUCUUCAUUUUUCAGGCUCCUUGCCUGACAAAUGACUUUCCUUUGCACUCUCCUUGAGCUUGUCUUUGUGUGCCUGAAAAUUCCCCCAAAAAUAUGCCUGUUCUUCAGGCUAGAACAAAAUUUUUUGACUGUACUUUAUCUUUAAAAUUUCACAGCUGACUUUCAGAUAAUAAAAUAUCAUUUUGUAAUAUCUAAACAGGAAGAGGAAGCCUGGGAAGGAGUAUCAGACUAUCCAAAGGAAGCAUCAGAGAAAGGAGAGCAACCAAAGAGAGAUAAGGCAUCUUUCCUGAGAUUUCUUCACUACCUUGACUCAGAAAACUUGACAGCUGAUAAAAAUGUUCAGCCAGGAGCUGAUCCAGAUUAUUACCUUGAAGAGCUUAAAAAAGCAAGGUAUGAAAUACAAAAGUCAAGAAAACACAUUUGUAGUUCAUAAUCUAGAGAGAGCUUCCUAAUAACAUCUCUGUCUGUUUUUUGAGGGCCUUCAUUUCCAAGUACUGGGAUUCAAAAUUUGACAAACCCUCCACGUUUUGGAAUACACUGAAAGCUAAAAGAAAUGUUUGAUUAUCUGCUUUUUAAGUAAGAUCUAUUUUCUUUGUAUUUCAGGGGCCAAAAUUCUCACAGAAGAUUUCGAUCACAAACUCCAUUUUCCACAAGAACUUCAUACUCUACCAACACUGCUUCUCACUACUCUCAUUUUUUGGAUGAUGAUGAUGAGAUAACUGGUAUAAUACAAGAAUACAUGAAAUAUGGCAAACCAGCUGGGUGGAGUCACAGCAAGGAACACUUAGAACACAGAAUUGUUUCCUCCGAUCACAUGCCAGACAUUGGAAUGGAGGGGUAAUUACUUCAAGAAUUCAGAAAUAAAGAAAAUUGAGAGGGGUGGUGAUUUUUAAGCUUCUUCAUUGGAUUAAUUUGGGUGCCUUGUAGAAAUUUCCAAGGGCACACUAGUCAAACCUUUUAUCAUAGUUAGGGGCUCUAUAGGCUAAGCAGAAUAAGGGAGCUGAACUUCCUCUCAGUACCCUGAAAAAGGAAUGGCUUAAUUAGGUCUACUACCAUCGUUGUUUAACUUAUAUUUAUCAUCCUUUCAAUUACCUUCUCUCGUUCUAGUCGAGAAACUUUGGAAGACUUCUCCCACUUUUCAUCGCCCGGAUCACCCAGAACAAAUCGAGGCAAUACCAUUACAUUUUCGCCGUCCAUGCCAAGUAUGGCUUUUGGUUUUGCAACCCACGAAGCUCAAGACUCGAUAUCAAGACCCAAAACAGCUCCCAUCCCACCCACCCUGGAGUCACCAAGGGCUAACCCCAGGAUUACAAGUGGUAAACCACCCCCUCUUCCGAGAGGUCAGUGUUAGAAACGAACGCUAUUUAUAGCUAAUUGGAACACCUCUGGAAAUGUUUCGACUUAAAUUCGCAACCGAAAAAGUUAGUAUGAAAGGAAAGAAAUUGAUUGGAGAAUUCAACCAAUCAGAGUAAAACGUGAGAAACUCUGGUGUCAUGUGCGGAAACAUUUUGGACCAUUAAUUUUGUUUUAGUCAUCGUUGUUUUUUUUUCGUUUUAUGCCUAUUGAAAUGAAAACAGACUUCCUUAGUUAUCUCAUUUAAAAUUGAUACCACCUGUCGAAGGUGUGCUCUUGUUUGAAGCGUGUACAAAUGGCUGUUGAGCGCGAGGCAAAUUUAAGUGCGUUCUCUGUUUUUCCUUUUUAAUUCGAUAAUCAGGGAUUCUUUUUAUCACAAAUGAUGUAAGGGUGAAAUCGAAUCCGGUUCUGUUGGUGCACUUCCUCCUACAAGUUAAAAUAAUUGAUGAUACAUAACACUUUUCUCGCGAUAAUGUAGAAAUCCGUCGUGGACUUGAUCAGCUACUGACAAUUACCAACGUUCCUUUAAAAGUCGAUGAAUUGUCGAUUAAACUUACUGGCCAAAUUGCGGCUGAUUGGAAACCAACUAGUUGAACUGAUACAUACUAAUAACAACUUGCACUUCAAUUUCAUCUCAGUACACAAAUUUUUCUAUUAGCACUUGGCUCGACGCCAAACCAUCUUGAUGAGAUCAUAAAUGCUGACGUAGGCUUCGGUCGAUUUCAUCGACGAGGUCCCAAUCCUAGAAUGAGACUCAGUCGCAGUCCCUCGCCGUCUUUCCAGUUGGGAUCAUCCAGAGGAACGACGCCAGACUUUGCAACCAAGGUUCAACGCUUAGCCGCGAGUCCUGAUGGAAAGGUAUCGCAUUGAGAGUUUUAAAAAGGGAAAAGAGUGUUGAGAAAGGGUGGCAAUUUCUGUGUGACGUGUAGUUAUGACUUUUUUUAAGUGAAGCCCUAGAUAGAACUUCUGCAAUUCAUUUAGAUCCUAAUACACCAUCCCUAAGGAUAAACUUUGUAUACAAGAGCGAUUCGCAUGGCUGUCGAAUCUUACUCUCGUGUUUUAGGAGAAUGGCUCCUGCUCAGGUUUUCGUGACGGGUCGUUGUAUUGUGAGAACAUAAUAGAAUAGUUCUGAAAAGGGUUCGAACCCCGGAGUCGAGCGCGCUGACCAUCAAGACGCGCCUAUCAAAAACUCCAAUUUUCUUUCAUCUAGUUUGACUAAGUUUCUCCCGAAGUUAAAGUUUUUUCUUGAGACUAUAAAACAUUAAAUGGGAGUGGCGUAUUUUGUCGAAAGCUAUGGUGAAUAUUCUAAAAAUACAAAAGUGGAAUCGCGAAUAAAAAGUUUCAACCGAUUCUUAAGCGAUUGAAGCAAUAUUCCCGCUACCGCCCUAUAGAAAAACUCCAGUGUAGACAAUAUAAGUGUGAAAAUACACCUACUAUAAUUGCAGUCUUAUCUUAACCUUUUUACCUUAGACCGAGGAAUGGAACCGAACAGCAAAUGUGAUCGAGGAAGAAGACGAAGCUCCUUCACAAUUCGAUCAAACAGAAACUGGGAAGCGUUCUCGUCGACCAUCGAGCGCUGCAUCUCCUCGGAGUGGAAGAGAGGAGAAGGUUGGCAUACAAAGGAGAGCUUCUAGUGCUGGUACGAUUGAUGGAAAAAUAGUUAACCUUUUUCUCGGUCUUGCUUUGAUAGUCGCGCAAAUACUUUAUUAUUUGAAAACGAGAGCUCUGCCUUAACAGCGUUGUUCCUGGUGUUUCUGUGUUCUGUUCAAAACUUCAAUAAAAUUUGACUGAAAUGAACCUCUUCUUUCACAGGAACAACGAACAGAAUAACCCGCUCCAGUCUCCACUCUAGUCGUAGUGCAAGCUAUUCCAGCGUAUCACAUUACAAUAGGGGUCAGUCUGCAAGGUCACGUGACGUGGAACGUGUCGGUAGCUCGCCAGAUUUGGCCGAAACAGACCGAGAUGAGGCGUCACCGACGUGGCCUGGUGUGAGAGAUGAUUUUUUCAUCUUACAAGACGACAUGGCUGAUCAUGUCGACGGACAUCCAACGGGGCGAGUUUUGGAGAUACCACGCAUUCGGAAAUGCCAUCACAAGCCCGUGACAAACUUGUAAAAAGCCCUUCUCCUCCCCCAAGAAGUCCAUCGGUUACCUCUCGAGUGGCUUCGGCGUCGCCACGUUCGCCUUCAGUGCAAUCUCGACACGAAACAAGAGCUAAAUCUCGAGGUUCAUCGGCUAUUUCUUCUUCCACCAGCGAGCAAUGGCAAGAUGCUAUAAAAGCUGCUGCUGAAGAAGAUGGUAGGAAAUCGUCAUCUUCCGUACGCGAGAGACAUAUCAGGAGUCGGCAAAGUGGUCCUGCGGAAGAAGAAGACACACAAGAUGGAACUGACAUCGACACGAGGACAUCGAGCGCAAAAUCGGCUCAGGAAGGCACGGAAACGAGAGCGACUCUUGGAAGUGAGGCUGACCUGGCCCAGGUUUCCGAGACUGUCGUUCGAUCACAACCGGUGGUCGAAGGAGUAUAUGAAUAUUUGCUUCCAGAAGAAGAAACUGCUGACCAGGAAUGGCCUUGUAUCAGUGAGGGAGGAGAAUUUGAUUGGCCUGAUGAAACAAUUGAAAGUGAUGACAAAAAUGGCAUCGCAGAAGGUAAGGGUUUUCUUUGAGCUUUGUGAGAUCCUUGUUGAAUACUAUGCGAUUCACUUACGAAGCUUCCGAAAGGAUCUCGCACAAUUUAAAGGAAGUCUCAAACGUUUGAACGUGUAAGCGUUGGUACCAAGAGAUUUCCCUUCCCAGAUUCACUGCAUAGAGCUGUUUUGAGAUCAGUGAAACCUCCGGUUUACCAAAAACAUGAAGCAUCUGUGGUCGCUAACGGAAUAUAAUACCUCUUAAGAAAGACCAUCAAUGGAAAUUUUAGUUGUUUACAAAACUUUUUUUGUUGGGAAAAUUGCGCAGAGGAAAAGGUAACUCAGGGAGACUCAAAUGAAUCGUGAAGUACAUUUUGGAAUGUCGUUAAACCAAACCCAAAAAAACUGCAGCAACCGAUCAGAAAAGGCAACUACUUCAACAAGCCAAUGGCAAUUUAAAGUAAAAAAGGAUCUGGUUUCGAUCGUGGAAAAGCGCGGUUGACCCAGUCGCGAUUGGUCUUUGUUUUUCAUUUGAUUGGUUGGGGGAUUGACACGAAUUUUCCACAUUAAUCUCAGCUGCAAAAAGUAACCAAGGAAUCUCGAAUUGAUUUCCACACUCCACUGAAAAUAGACUCACACACAGUAUAUUUCCCUUUUUUUCGUUGUAGAGCUGACUAUUUCUACCCGUGAUGGUCCUCCUGAGAAGGAAUUUCCUUCUGCGCUACCUGUAAACACGAAGGGAAGCUCAGACCUAGGACCCGCUCAACCAGGUACCUAAGAUCCCGUUUUUGUAAGAAUAAACGUUUUAGACAUUUUGAUUUUAGAUUGCCUGAUUGAAGAUUGGAUCGCUCUUUGGACAAGAAUCAUUGAGGCACCUUUAUCUCAAGUGCGGGCCUUUCCUGUUAAAACCAAGAUGAAAAGGUUUUUUUCCUCUGUGAUCGUGCGAAAGAACUUCAAACGUAGGAUGUAUCUCGUACACAGAAGUAUAAAGGUCAUCUGAUAGUAAAUAAGAAAAUGUCAGUAGUCUUCGAGAGCAGUCUAUCUCACUCCCCGAUGAAGGAAACUUCGUGACGUUAGAGGUGCCUAUUUUCGAAGAUUGAGUAAACCCUUCCUCACUUGUUUUAAAACUAUAGUAAUUGUUAUAACAAAAAGAUGCGUUUUUUUUUUUCCGUCUUCGAGUAGAAACUCUGACGGAAGCGACAGAACUUGAGGAGGAGCAACAAGAAAUGCCAACAAUAGAGGUGCACAAAGAUGAGGCUCUGACGUCAGUACCUUCGCCUCUUAAGUCACAUGAAAGUGAGACUACGCCGUCCAGUAUCGAAACUCAGGAACUCAAAGAAACAGAAACUGUUGUGGUCCAGUCCUCUCAACCAGUGGAAAAAUUUAUCGCUGACACAGCGAUACAUGAUGAUAGCAUCGCCGUUGUGCAAGACUCUGCACUCCCUUCGCGCGUUAAAGGUAAGAUAUUUGGGUUUUCGCGAACGGACUGCUGAAAAAAAAAAGCAGAACUGUUUUUGAAAACAAUGAGAAUGUAACUUGAGAAAAAAAACACUUUUCCUGAAUUUACAUCAUUAAUUUCUCUUUCUGCUUUAGGAUUUGCUUCUUAAUUUUGCCGAGUAUUUCAUAAACUUGAGAUAAAAUUUCAUUUUGUCGCGAUGAGUGAUAAAAUUUUCUUAUGCUCUGAGCUUUCUUGAUUGUUAUAUUUUUGGUGCGUUUGAAUUUAAAUUUACACAUUUACAUCUCGAGUGGGCACGGCUAGCUGUACAAACAGAUUCUGCUGACAUCUCAAUCUCUUUAUACAGAUUUUCCUUCAGACAAACUCGAUCUAUGUACAAGGCAAGAACCUAUUAGAAAAGGUUUAUUCGAUUCUGGAUAAUCGUUUUUCGUAUCUUGCAAAAAUGCGUAAAAAAUUCCGUUCUCUGGUUUUUAACAGGAAUUAUUUAUGAACACAUUACACCAUCUGUGCCUUUUGUGUCGGAGGCCUCUAAGAUUUAAUGAAUGUCAUUACUCAAAUAAUACAUCUAUAUUGGGCGAUAAUGGAUAUACGGAACUAAACUGAAGAGGUUAAUAGAGUCCCACAAAUUUCUUGAGUGCAAAUCUAUUUUUGUCAGCAAGCUUUUUUUAAUGAAGUCAAUUUGAAAAAGGAAAGUUACCGAUCACCGUUCAUGCGCAUGUAAUGAUGCAUUAGAUAACCGAGAACAUGAAUAUCCAAUUGAAACAACACAGAUAUGCUAAUUCAGUGAGUAAAAUAAUAAUUCCAAUCGGGGGUUUGAAGGGAAUCCACAUUAGGCUUAUCUGUCAUGAUAGUCGGUAAGGCGCUUUAUUCUUUUAGACCUAAAGUGAAAGCUCUUUACUAAAAGAUAUUGUGACAGCCGAUGUUGAUAAAAUGGUUACGAUUAACAAAGUGUAUCAUACGUGUUUGAGUAAGUGCUUAGCGUUUUCCAUCAGGAAUUCAAUUGUGAUUCGCUCAUUUUUACCCAAACGUGCUAAAAACUGACAAAUCUCUUCUUUAUUGAUGACCAUGCCGCCAUAAUUUUUUAUCAAUUCUCACAUUUUCCUAUGUCCUUAAAUUUUCUCAGAAGUGAAAGAUUCCCUCCUGAGUGCACCAGAGAAACCAACAUCCACUCCAGCGACAGUACCUCGUUCCAGCUCUCCCGCGCCGAUCAAAGCUGAACAAAUACUCCACAAAGAACUUUUACCAGAAGCUAGAUUAGAACUAGUCGGAGAGGUGCGUUUAUUUUAAUGUAUAUUUCCCUUUGCUUCCCUAAAUUCUGUAUUUUGGGUAGUGACACACUUUUGAAAUAAUCAUUUUCUAGGACGAAUUUUUAAGCACGUGCUAUUCUGGACGAUCAGUUUAGCCGAGGUUUAAUUUCCACUGAUGUGAUAUGUACUUUACGAUUCAGUCAUAAUUGACAGAAUUUUUGCAUGUGCAGCUUUCAAUCAUUUGAAGUGGCAAAUACCUUUAAGAGUGAUGGCUGGUCAUGUUGCAAACGGCAAAACUGACGAUACUUACAAACAUUUCCAUACAUUUCUUGAAGUCGCUGCUAAGUUAGUUAUCAAGGACAAUCAUUUGGCCGUCCGCUAAGCUUAGAUUUUGUCCACCGACCAAACAACCACCACGACCAGAUUUUUAGAAGGCAACAACAUUCAAACGGUAUGAUUCAGGUCGUGAAAACGCGUGACUUCGAAGAAUUUAAAUAAUACUUUUCCAAUGCUAGAUACUCUUUUGCCUAUUCCACACGCUGCGUGAAUAAGUGCCUGCGGAUACACAGGAUAGAGCAGCGGCAUAACCCACCUCAAGUAAGGCGCGCGGAAAUUUGAAUCCGUGAACCCAGCCCUCCCCCCUCCCACCUCCUUUGAAAAAUCCUGGCCACGCCCCUGUUCUUUUCUAUUUUAUGGUAGUAUCCUGCCUCCUCUACAAUGCUCCAUAUCUCUUUCGCUAACAUUUACGUUACUCAAUUUAUAUCCAAUAGGUGGACGAUAAUCAACCUCCUUCUCCCUAUAAGGAAACCAUUGACAUCGAGAAAUCGCGGCCAUCGUCCCCAAUAACAGAAGACCAGAGAAGUGUUCCCGUGAGUAUCGGUGAGGCCGUGCGAAAUUACAUCGAGUCUGGGCAAGAGCCUCAAAUUCGUGAUAGGUCUACGCGAAGCCGUCGAGGUUCAGAGACUGGGGCUGAGGAAAAAGACAUUGAAGCGAAAGCUGUGGAGAAGUCAAGCCUCUCGAGUAUGGAAAAAGAAGCGAUGAGUCCAACUAAACCUGAAGCUGUGAAACCUAAAAUAAAUAAGCAAUCUAAACCCAUCUCGUCAAACGUCAUUGAAAAGCCGUUUGGUAAAAACAAGGCUGAGUCGAAACCUGAUCAUUCAGAAUUGAAUUUAUUAAAAAGCGACGACAAGGCAAAAGAGGUGAAAGAACCAACAGACGAAGAAAGAGAAGCCCGCCGUCAGAUAGUCAGCAGUUUGCUUAACAAACAUGAUGCGCCUAGAGAUGGCAAACUGGAGUUGGAGGGUAUUGGGAAAGAGGGAGAAGGAAUCGAUUCCUCUUCAGGAGGACUGGUCACUAGAACAAGUCCACUUGUAGCAGAGAAAAAGAACGAUUUGUCCGAUUUGGCGGCACUGGUUAAUAAAAAUAAGACACCAAGUAAACUUAAAGAAAAGGUAAGUACAUUUUGAUCGAUAUAGCGAGAAUUUUGACAAACUUCAUGGGGAAAUGACAUGGCAAAUAAUUUUUGAAUAAAUUUCGUUCAGUUAGAACCUCCGUCUGUGUGGUGCUGAUGAAAUUGUGCAUCAAGAGUUAUCCCUACAUUUUUUCUUGCUAAAACGUUUGACCCCAUUCCCAUAAAGUACCCAGGGCUCUACGCUACGAGAAAUUUUCUUAAGGCAGAAAUUCAACUGUGUCAAUUAUAAACCAACAAGGCAGCUAAGCUCUUUGUUAAAAACAGGGUCAUGAGAAGGACCUAUGCUGGCUUUAAUACAGGCAUAGAAUGUCCAUGUCCAAUCUUAAGCCCCAAAUGAAUAUUUUUGCCAAACUUAAGAAUAAGCAAUCGUAAUUAUAAAAUAUUUUCCGUCUGAAUUAUUUCAGAAAGCCGAUUCGAAGAAGAAAUCUGGAAAACAUGGGAAAUCUGCCAAGAAAAAAGAUGAAAUUACAGUAGAUCCUGAAAACAUAGAUUUUGAAGCAUUCAAUACACCAGAUAUGUUAGAUGGAAUGGAUGAUGAACUACGUCAAUUUAUUCAGGAGCAGAGUAAGGCCACGUCAGCUACUGAUAAUCAGCCAAGUAGUAGCGCUUCUGCUGUCAAUUAUACAAAAACGAGGAAGGAGUCUGUGCAGACCUUAGAUAUGCCGCAAGUUGCUCUAGAAGUUCCACUUGACAAGAAAGACGCGCACGCUCCUUCCAAACCUAUAAAAUUGACAAAGAAGGAGCUGGCUAAAAUCAGAGCGGACCAAAGGAAAGAGGAACGGAAAAAGAAGGAUGAAGAGAAGAGAAUGAGGGAGGAAGAAAUGCGUUUAUUAAAAGAGCGUGAAGAGGAGGCAGCCUUAGCCAAAGCAGAGGCAGAAGAGAAGCAGAGAAAUAUCGAAGAAGAAAAGAUGAAAAGAUUGGUAGAGGAGGAAGAGGCGAAACAACAGGAACAAGAGGCGCUGGAGAGGUUAAAAGAGGCAAAGAAAAAGGCUCGUGAAGAACGAGAGCUACGGAGAGCAGCUGAGGCCGAGCGAAGGAGGCUUGAAGUUCAAAAGAAACGAGAAGAGAAGAAGAAACGAGAAGAAGAGUUAAGAGAGCGAGAGAAAGAACUUGAGCAGCAAAAAAUGAAUCGCGAGAAAAGAAUGGCGGAAAUUGAAGAAGCUCGGCGGCGAAAAGAAGAAAUGGAGCGCUUGGAAGAAGAACAGAGACGUGAAGAAGAGAGGCUCCUUGAACUUCAAAGGGAAGAAGAAGAACGAAUGUUGGAGGAAGAGAAAAUACGCGAAGCAGAGGAGGAGUUGCGGAGGCUGCAGGAAGAGCGGGAGUAUCGUGAACAGAUGAGGCGAAUAGCUGAAAUGCAGGAAGCUAAGUUGAGACAGGAAGAAGAGGAAAGGUUGCGCAGGGAAGAAGCAGAACGCCAGCGGGCAGAAGACGAAAAGCGCGGGCGAGAGGAAGCGGAGCAGGAACGACUUCGAGAGGAACAGAGACGCAUCGAGAUGGCUCGUAGAUUGGAAGCUUUAGCGCGUAUGCGAUCUGCUCAGGCGGCCGCCAGAAGGAAAGCGUUGCUGCUAAAGCGAAGAGAAGACAACGUGGAACGAAUGCAGAGCUUGAAACACACACGUUGUGGACAGGGCAUUACCAGAGCCUUUGUUUUCACAUACUAUACACACAUACCAAGAAAGAUUUGGGAGGUACCGAUUGGCUUUACCAAGAAAAAGAAGGGUUUUGGAUCACCCAGAAGAAAGCCUGCGCCGCCUAAACCGCCGUGAUUAUAAUAAGGCAUUGUGGUGGAUGUCACCUUGGGCGUCUAGAGGUGAAGAUUAAAAAAAUUGAUCUCUGUCAAUCAGAAAAAGCUUAUUUAGGAUAUUAUGAGUUUAAGAACGUCAGUUACAGGAUUUUAUUUUUACAUCAAGAAAAAGUAUUACAACGCACCAAAUUACCCUUCUUGACAGGGUAUGCAUCAGUACUAAGAUUUGCGAGCCGGAUGAUAACGAUCCUCGGCAUCGAGGUUCUUGUAAUAGCUGUGUAUGAGAGAUCAGAUUGCUAAUCAAAUCGGUGAACACUCUUGGAAGAAUGCUGUCAGAUUGAGCAGGAAUACUGCUAAUUACCUCAUCAUUCCUUUUAGCCAGUUUUGUUAUAAAAUUAUUUAUAAUUGUAUAGGAACGAUUAUUUAAUAGGGAAGAUGCAUACGCAAUGGUAAUACUCAAAACUGAGCGGACCUGAAGCAGUCGGAAAUAAGGGUUCCAAUUUUUUUUGGCUGCACGAUUUUGAGCUUUUGUUAAGUUUUCCAUUUGCGAAUUCAAGGAGAAACCGGCUCUCUAGAUGCUAUAAAUUGGCCAGAAUUAUUAACGAUGCCGCUGUUUUGUUGUCUUCACAUCUUGACCAAAGAAAAUCACGAACUGCCCAAAAAAUCGCGAACUGUCCAAAAAGUCACGAACUGCCAAUUACUUGUGUACAUCAUAAAAUUUUGAGCUUCAAGACAAAAGAGUAUGACACACAACAACCGCAAUGGAUCGUUCCAAAGUAAAUGAAAUAACUGAUCGUUAAAAAAAUACAUUGUAAAAUUAGUGGAAAUAUUUUCUUUUCAUUUCUAUUUAAUGUAGGUUCUUUAUUACAUAUGAUGCUGGAAAAUCAUUAUUUAAGAUUAUUUUGAAAAUUGAAGUUAAAACGGAAAGAUAUAUUUUUAGUGGUCAUACAAUGGAAUGUAGUUUUCAGUCUAUUUCUACAAAAUAAACC
This is a messenger RNA of Pocillopora meandrina, 12820 nucleotides long. The record is from the annotation of a GenBank genome assembly. NCBI's taxonomy places the organism in Eukaryota, Metazoa, Cnidaria, Anthozoa, Scleractinia, Pocilloporidae.